This is a messenger RNA of Malus domestica (apple), 1945 nucleotides long. Its product is annotated as vesicle-associated protein 4-2-like. Gene Ontology annotation, cellular component: endoplasmic reticulum membrane; plasma membrane. Lineage: Eukaryota; Viridiplantae; Streptophyta; Magnoliopsida; Rosales; Rosaceae. The record is from RefSeq and is a predicted model, not a curated record. Gene Ontology annotation, biological process: endoplasmic reticulum membrane organization.
UUGGAAUUCCCUCUCAUUGGUUUAAAUCGGACUACGACGUUACUUGAAUCAAAAAUAUAAGUUCAAUAGUUUGAAUGAAAUUGAAAUGUAUAAGUGCCCAUAAUAUGUUUUUAAACUUGAUCCUCAGCUGCCAACUGCCAGCCAACAACAACAGAACAGAUUGGAGUGAGUAAAAGUAACCACCGCCAGUUCCGACAAUCCAAAAAGUCCAGAACGAAAGGUCGCAUUCAUCCGCAUUCGGCGUUCGCAUUCCAUAAAGACCUUUCACAAACGCUACGUACCACCAAAGUCUCAAUCUUUCAACUUUCGCCUUCAAUCCGCGCAAAACGAAAUCUCUCUUUUGACUGUUUUACCACCAUCUCCGGCGAAACCCGUUUGCCUGCGGCACCGCGAAGUGAUUUCCGGCGAGUAGGGUCGACAAUGGCUGUGGAGGCUGAGAAAUCUGGGCCUGACGGGAAGCUUUGGAGUCUGUUCAAAAUACCGUUUUGGCAGUCCGGAAACGCCUCUUCGUCUUCCUCUUCGUCAUCGUCCUCGUCCUUGUCUUCUAUGCAUCAUAAUGUUCACCACCAGCUGGGUCACGAGUCUGCGGCUGAGCGUACGGCUCUUCAUUCUGCCAGUACGGUGUCGUAUGUGACGAAGUCUUUGCUUCCUGCUCGGAGAAGGCUGCGUCUUGAUCCUCCAAAUAAGCUAUUUUUUCCAUGUUUGCCCCUUUUACUUGUCUAUAUAGUUAUCUUUGUUCUUAUGUAAUAAUUCUGAUCUAGGUUUUUGUUUUUUUUAGAUUGUGUAAUUGGUUGCAUGCAUGAUAUGUCUGUUUGUGAGCUUAGAUUGGUGCUUUGCUAAUAUAAAUGCUUACAAAAAGCCACAUUCUUUGUUCUUUGAUUUGCUUAAGUUUCAUGAUUUGUUGAUUUCAUGAGUUAGACUAUAAAUGACUUGGGACCGUUUGGGAUUUGCUUAUAUGAGAAAUACUUGUGCUUAUAAGCACUUUUCUAGAAGUGAUUUUGUUUUAAACUCGUAGAACAACUUCGAAGUUUUUUGCCAAAAGUAGUCAGAAAUGUUUUAAUUGUCACAAAACACUUUUAACCCUUCAAAAAUCAGUUCCAAACAAGCCUUACAGUAAUUCCAAAUGUUUAUUGCUGAUAUGGUCAAUUCUUAUUGGGGUCUCUAUCUAUGUCUCAUAUGCUCUCUUCUUUGGCUUGUUUCUGUUGCAUGAUGUAUCCAUCUGUGUGGUUGGGAGUGGAUGCAUUUAAUCUGAUCUGGCCUCUUCUCACAUUAUUAGCUUCACCUAGGAUUUCUUAUGAACCUGGUAAACAGGUCAGGAGUGCAAUUGGAAUAAAGAACACAAGCAAAACUAUUGUAGCUUUCAAGUUCCAAACAACUGCACCAAAGAGUUGUUACAUGCGUCCUCCUGGGGGUAUACUUGCUCCUGGUGAAGGUCUUAUUGCAACUGUUUUCAAGUUUGUGGAACCUCCUGAGAACGAUGAGAAACCAGCUGUAGACCAGAAGAGCAGGGUUAAGUUCAAGAUCAUGAGCUUAAAAGUGAAAGGAGAUAUGGACUAUGUGCCAGAACUGUUUGAUGAGCAGAGGGACCAAGUCGUGGUUGAGCACGUUUUGCGUGUUGUUUUUCUUGACCCUGAGCGCCCUACCCCUGCAAUGGAAAAACUUGAGCGGCAAUUGGCCGAGGCUGAGGCUGCCCUUGAAUCACGAAAAAAGCCUCCAGAAGAAGCAGGUCCCCGGAUUGUAGGGGAAGGACUUGUCAUAGAUGAAUGGAAAGAGCGCAGGGAAAGAUACCUAGCGCAGCAGCAGGUUGAAGGGGUUGAUUCAGUGUAGAGUUGUGUCCCCUUUUGUUUAGACCAUUUCUUUCUAUAGUGUGGAAGUUUCAAUUAAUAUGUGAAAUUGAAUGAUCGGCUUAUUCAUGUAUGGGAGAAAUUUGAAUCUCCAUCUCCAA